UUCCUCUGGGCUUGAUGCGUGUCCCUUUGCUACGCUCCAGAGGUGUCUAGUCGCUCACGGAGAGGGAGGGAGAACGUGUGUGUUCUUUUUUUUUUCUUCCCCCGACGGCUGUGUUCGAGAGGGUUGCAGAGAGAGACGCGGAGCCAGUGGCUGACCAAACCUUCCAAUCUCCACACCCGGCAGGUGUCCACCAUGCAUCUGGAGGAGCUGAAGGAGCUGCAGACUGGCCUGAAGUUUGGAAAUGAAGGAGACUACCAUCACCCGCUGACCAUGGACCUGGAGAACAACAUUACCCAGGUUCCUGUCACCGCCCGGCCAUUGGAGUCCAAGGUGCUGAUAAUCCAGCGUGCAUGGCGUGAGUUCAUGCAGCGACAGGACGUCAUGCACCAUAGCUGCCUUGAGAAGAGGAGCCCGUCACCUCCGUCCCUGUCUUCCUCCGGCAAGAUGAGCACAUCCAUCAGCAUGGCCACUCUCUCAGAUGGCAGCACCCCUGUGAGUCUUUGGCCCUUUUCCUGUUCUGUUCACUUUUAUACUGAUCACUUGCACUUAUAACUCCUGUCUGCCUGUUUGUACACAUGUUUUUUUACAAUUUUACCUGUAGCUUUUGUUAUUGGCUUUUCCAUUGAGCUUGUUCCUGUAGCUUUUGCUAUUGGCUUUCACAUUUGGAUUUUACUUGUAGUUUUUGCAAUUGGCUUUUACAUUUGGAGUUUUUAUUGUAGCUUUUGCUAUUGACUUUCACAUUAGACUUUUACCUGUAUGCUUUUGGUAUUGGCAUUUACAUUGGGGUUUUAUCUGUAGCUACUGCAAUUGGCUUUCACAUUUCGCUUUUACCUGUAGCUUUUGCUGUUGCCUUUUACAUUGGGGUUUUACCUGUACCUUUUGAUCUUGGGUUUUACAUUAAACUUUUAACUCUACAUUUUGCUGUUAGGUUUUACAUUGGUCUUUUUCCUGUAACUUUUAGUAAUGACUUUUACAUUGGGCUUUCACUUGUAGCUUUUGAUGCUGACUUUUACAUUGGACUUUUACCUGUACCUUUUGCACUUUGCUUUUGCACUGGACUUUUAAUUGUAGUUUUUAUGCAUGGCUUUUACAUUCAUUGGAAUUGUACCUGUACCCUGUUACUGUUAGGUCCACUUUACCAGUAUCUCCCAUCGCUUAUGAGUUUUGGGUUUGUACCACAAAUGGGACUCUGUCAUA
This is a messenger RNA of Brienomyrus brachyistius, 1197 nucleotides long. RefSeq names its product IQ domain-containing protein J-like. Bases 193 to 552 code for a protein of 119 amino acids. The record is from RefSeq and is a predicted model, not a curated record. NCBI's taxonomy places the organism in Eukaryota, Metazoa, Chordata, Actinopteri, Osteoglossiformes, Mormyridae. The transcript has 4 exons.